AUGGCACUGUGCUCCGACGCUAUACGAAAUAUCAUUGUCUGCGUUGCGCUUGCAUGGAUCUUCGGUCUACCAGCCGAUUCUACAGCUAUCACAACCCAGUUCAAUCGACGUCCAGUCCUGCUACUUACGGGAGACUCGCUCACUGAACAUGGCACUUAUCCGAACGUGCAAGGUUGGGUCGCACUACUCCAGGCUCAGUACACUAGAACGGCGGAUGUCAUUGCGCGAGGGCUCUCGGGUUACAACACAAGAUGGUUCCUCAAGGACGUAAUGCCGGUCCUCGAAAAUGAGAUUAACUCCGGUGCAUAUAGCUCUCCAUCCCUCAUCACGGUCUGGCUCGGGACCAACGAUGCCGCACUAACAAAUGGAAGCAACUCAGAGAUGCACGUGCCGAUUGAGGACUAUAAGCAAAACUUGAUCAAAAUCGUCGGCAGGUUUCAAAGUGAAGCCCCAAAUGCCAAUAUUUUGAUGAUCACUCCACCUCAUAUUGACGACGACGCAAGAGUGAAGAACGCACAAGAACGGACUGAUGCGAAGCGAGGUCUCGUGGAUCGCUCAAAUUCUGCGGUGGGGAACUAUUCUCGCGCUUGUGUGGACGUCGCCAGCACACUAAACGUCCCAGUGCUGGAUUUGUACGCACAUUUUGAUGCCAUGGCAUCGGCGACUCGAAACACGAUGCUGAUAGAUGGUAUCCACUUCAACGCUGCUGGCAACAAGGUGGUCAAUGAACAGCUACAUAAUAAGUUGAGCGCCGAGUUUCCCGAUUUGGUGAAGUCGCUCGAGGCGUGGCAAUUUCCGGCGGUAAGCAAAUACGUGAUGGAAGAUCCGUGGACAGCGAAGAAUUCGACCGAAACUACAGGUCAACAUGUUAGCUGA
Molecule: messenger RNA, 876 nt
Organism: Phytophthora nicotianae INRA-310
Lineage: Eukaryota; Oomycota; Peronosporomycetes; Peronosporales; Peronosporaceae
Exons: 1
Coding region: 1-876 (291 amino acids)
Source: RefSeq, a predicted model, not a curated record